This is a messenger RNA of Pimephales promelas (fathead minnow), 571 nucleotides long. It is a transcript of the gene otos2, whose product is annotated as otospiralin 2. The record is from RefSeq and is a predicted model, not a curated record. NCBI's taxonomy places the organism in Eukaryota, Metazoa, Chordata, Actinopteri, Cypriniformes, Leuciscidae. Gene Ontology annotation, biological process: sensory perception of sound.
GUUCUAGCCCUGACUUGGGUUCUACUUAAAGGUCUGGGCUCCAUGACACCACAAUUGGAUCCAGGAACAGUUGCUGCAGGUGACCAUGUUUCGUCUGUAUUUCUCAUUCUUCCUUUGUUUGGUUUGGCUUGGACUGCUCUCUCUCACAGGGGCAGAGGAAAACCAAGCUGAAUCAAGGGAAAAGAGGAAUGUGCCUAACUGGGCAAUGACUUCUUCAGACUUUUUCGGCUGGAUUGAAGAGCUGCGUUCUCAUGGUGGUUAUGACAAGAUCGAGGAAUUGGCCAGAACUUUCUGGGCUCACUUUCCUUCUGCCAGCCGCCUGGGUUACGACCCUCCCGCUCCAGAAGAAUAACGCCAUCUGAAUCUUGAAGCGUGUGUGUUAUCGAGACCAUUUGCCCCUUUCAUUAUGGCACGGCUCUUGGAAAAAGAGACAAACAACCUUUAUUAAUCAGCUAGACUUGAUUUGAGCCAGGGCAAGAUGCCCUGAGAAAGGUUUGUUGUUGUUGUUUAUGUUGCAUAAAACCUGUUAUGUAACAGCAUCCAAAUCAAGUAAAAGUCUUCUGUUCACAAA